This is a messenger RNA of Trichosurus vulpecula (common brushtail), 2259 nucleotides long. It is a transcript of the gene PRR3, whose product is annotated as proline rich 3. Gene Ontology annotation, molecular function: metal ion binding. The transcript has 4 exons. Bases 106 to 660 code for a protein of 184 amino acids. NCBI's taxonomy places the organism in Eukaryota, Metazoa, Chordata, Mammalia, Diprotodontia, Phalangeridae. The record is from RefSeq and is a predicted model, not a curated record.
GCUGGGUCUGCCGGAAGCGGAAAUAACCGGAUCCUCUCUCCCUCCAUAUACCGCCCCCUGUUCCCACCGGCCCCGACUCUGAUCGCUGCUGUUACGCUUGCUGUGAUGCCCAAGAGGGGAAAGCAGCGGCCACCGGACCCCGAGGAGAGUGGGGAUGAGGAGAGUGGGAGCCCCGCUGGUCCACCCAGCCUCCUGGGCCCUCCCCCCAUAGCCAAUGGGAAGUUUGGUGGCCCUGAUCCAGGCUUCCACAGAGGCCCUCAGGGCUUAAGGGGACCAGUGAUUCCACCACUCCUGAGCCUCCCACUUCCUUUCUGGGGAGGAUGCCCAAUGAGGGGGGGCCCAGGACCCAGGCCUCGACCAUACCUACAUGGCCGUUGGGCCUAUGAGGAUCCAGAGCCUAGGUGGGGAGCAGGCUAUGGGGACCAUGCCAGGAAUGGUCCUCCCAAUGGAUGGAGAAACCUGGGAGGGGGCAGUAGUCACCAUCCAUCUAAGAACAUCCCAUGGCCUAAGAAUGCCCCUCAGUUCAAGGAUGGAGUCCAGGAAGGUGAUAGAACAGAUAAGUCCAACCGCCCUGUCUGCAGACACUUCUCAAAGGGCCACUGUCGCUAUGAGGAUCUUUGUGCCUUUUACCACCCAGGGGUGAAUGGACCUCCGUUGUAAAACUGUGCCUUCCACCAGUCAGGCUCCAGUGGACCUUUUCUAUCCUGGAAGCCCAUUGCCCUGUUGUUCUUUGUUGGCUUCUCUGAGGGGUUUCUGCCCAACACCUCUGGCCAAGGAAGGAAGCUGGGCCUGAUCCUCUCCCUCCCCUACCUGGGGCUCUGGGAGGAUGGGUGGGGAGGAGGAGUGUCAGAGGAGGUUUUUUAAAAAAUGUUUUAUUGAUACUUUUGGUUUUUACGCCACCAUCACUCUCCAGUAACACCCUCCCCCAACCCUGUCUUGUAACAAAGAAAAUCACUCACACAAACUAUCAAAUGGACCACAUCCCACAGCAUAUGCAGCAUUCCACAUGAGUAGUGGUCUGAUAGGUUUUUCAGUCAUUGAUAUGCAUCAUCUGCCUUUUUCUCUGUUAGAGAUGGGGGGUGGGGGGGUGUUGUAAUUUCUUUCCCAAUAAGUGACUUUCCCCGAUAAGUUGUAAUGGAAACCUAAUUGGUGCUGUUCACCCACAAUUUGCCCCCUUCAAGUAUUACUUGUGGUUCUUGUGAGACCUGUGGUUCUUGUGAGCCUUGGAUAGUUUUGAAAAAGGACACCAUCUUGAUUCCAUUUUUGUCUGUUAAUGGUGCCCUCCAACCCCUCCCUCACCUUCAGCAAUAGGAGAGCUGAGAAAUGCCCUUUAGCAAGAUACCCUGUGGUUCACCUGAUUUCCCCCUCUCCCCAAGUCAUUCUGAGUGUGAAAUAGUGAGUGGUCCCUUAGCUGACUCCCAACUUUGCUUCUCUCCCUCCCCUUUCUCUACCUCCUGUAGGUUGGAUUCUGUGAAUCUCCACCCAGUAUAGAUCUCUGGGCAAUGAAAUUCCCCUUUCUCACUGGGUGGAGCUUAGAUGAUACUACUGCCUUCUACCCUUUUCCUUACCUUUACCCCAGUGUAGGUUUUCUGUGAAAACAGAUUAAGUUUUGUGAGUAGGGCCUGGAGAAAGAUUAGGGAAUGUGGGGAAAGGGAGGGACUGGAGCCAUGACUGGUUGAAGAGUCUUUGUUUUAGCUUUUUUUUUUUUAAGUAAUAAACUCAGAGGAAACAUUUUAUUUAAUCCUGGUAUUCCUGUAGUUUUUGUGUAUGAGGAUCAUAGUGUAUUCUAGAAUAGGCUAAAAUACAAACUUCUCUGUCCGGCACUUAAAUGUCUGUACUCUGGCUCCAGCCUAUUUUUUUCAGGCAUAUUUCCCAUUACUUUUUAUGCACUCUUAGGUUUCAUCCCCAACUGGCCUAUUUGCUGGACAUUACAUUACAUUUCCUGCUUCUGUACCUUAUCCCCAUGCCUGGAACGCUCAUCCUCCUCACCUUUACUUCCUGGAAUCCCUAACUCUUAAAGGCUCAGCUCCCAUGAAACACCUACACGAGUCUUUUCCUGAUCUCCCCAGUCGUUGGACUCCAUCCUGAUUCCUUUGUAUAUACUUACCUAUAUUCAUGUUGUAUCUUUCCUUUUCCCCUGUAGUAGAAUGUAAGCUCAAGGGCAGAGACUUGUUUUUGUCCCAGUGUGUCCCUGUUGCUGAGUACGUUGCCUUGCACGUAGGAGGCACUUAAUAAAUUCUUGAUUUGAAUUAUAUUGAA